AUGGCUGCCUCAGAUUCCCACGCCAACGGCGAAUCGUCCCGGACCACCACCGAUGCCACCGCGGCAGCAAGCGUCCCAUCAUCAAAGCCAUCUAAGCGAAAGGCGGAAAAGAUGCAGACUUCGCCCUCGGCAGCCGAUCUUACCGAUGCGAACGGUGUCAAGCCGCUGGCUCGCGCGGUUCUCGUCUGCAAGAGAUGCCGCUCCAAGAAGAUCAAGUGCGACCAGGCCUUUCCCGCUUGCGGAUCCUGUGUCAAGGCUGGCGAGCCCUGCGUAGGCAUCGACUCCGCCACCGGUCGCGAAGUCAGUCGCAGCUACAUCGUUGAUCUCGAGCACCAGAUCACGCAACUGCGCGCACAGAAUGCAGAGCUCGAGCGCCUUCUCGCCGAACGCCCAUCGUCUGGACCCCUCGAACCUGGCGCACUCGGCAUGAAGCGCCCACUGCAACACGUCGAGGACGAGUUCCCACUCGUAGCAUCCGACAAGUCUACCUCUCCUGACGCGCGCCCUCUCAAGCGCUUGGCAGCCUCCCCCGAAAGCGACAGAAAGCCAGAUCCGGCCCGUCCAUUCUUGCCCGGCCUCGUGCUCGGUCCCGCGGGCGUGGAAGUGUUGCCGUCCGAUGCAGACGGCCAUACGACAAGCGGAGCACGGCCCUCAAUGGGUCGUCUCAACUCGCACGCCAGUGGUCUUUCGCCAGCGCGUUUGCUGUGUCAGGCCAUCCAGCAAUCUGCACAGGCAGGGCUCCAUGUUCGCGAUCCUGGAUCCGCCGCACGGGUCCGCAGGUCCGGAACGCAGCGCCUGGGAGACGAGCUCAAUCGAAGGGCAACGACUCUCUCAUCCCAAGAUCCAGCCAAGCUCCUCAGCGAAUCGCGCGAGGCGCAAGACGGUGGCGCCAAGGCCGAAGCCAGACUGGGCUCGCCGCAGAGCGGAUCUGCCACCCCUUCCGACACCAAGAAGAACUCGCCCUUCGACGACGGUGAUCCGAUGCAGUACGCCACCGCCACCGAAACGGCUGAUAUCACGGUCCCUGCUCCUGAACAAGCUCUCAAGCCGUCGCCACUUCCAGCUCCCUUCCCGCCCUUGUCGAUAGCCAGGAAGCUCAUCGAUGCCUACUUCGAGCGCGUCAAUCCUCAACUGCCCAUCCUCGAUCGAUCUUCAUUCAUGACGCGAUUCGAGAAAGCUUGCAAGCUCGGUCUCGAGCGCGCUAGAGCAAAGCUGUCGGCCCACGAACGCGGCACGCAGGAGGAUGACGAUGACAAGCUUGCGAUAGAGCUGCAGCCAGCCGAUGGCCACCUCUUCCACCUGGUGUUUGCCAUCGCGGCUGCAAUGGGCUGGACGCGCUCCAGCUGGAGUGCCGAAAAUCAUCACGAAGCCGCCAUGCGCUUCCUCGACCCCAGACGCUUGGCCACGCCCAACCAGGAGGGCAACGUCGGCGCCAUCAUGGGCCGAGAUGCUCUCGAACAGCUCCAGUGCCUGUUGCUCACGGCUCUCUACUCGAUCAUGCGGCCCAUGAAGCCAGGCGUGUGGUACUGCCUCGGCGUAGCUUUGCGGCUCACCACGGGCAUCGGACUUUAUACGGAAACGCCAGGCGUGCUCGAAGCUUCAGCGAGCGCCUCGCAAGUUGUGGGUGAGACGCUGGCGGAGAAGAAGCGCCGGCUUUUCUGGUGCUCGUACGCACUGGAUCGUCAGGUCUGUGUCCACCUCGGCCGGCCCUUUGGCAUCGCUGACUCAGACAUCAAGGUCAACCUGCCAUGGGUCGACAGCGCUGGGGACAUGAUCCAAGUCGCGAUCGAGCAUCAAGACUCGGACGUGCGACAAGCAGGCUCGGCCGAGAACGAUGGAGACUCUUCGAUCGAGAUCGCCCGUCGAGAAGCUGCCUCUACUCUGGCAGCGCUGCAAUCCAGCACAAGCGAGCAGCACGACUCGAAUCGACAAGUCGCGCCCGUGUCGCUGCCCAAGCCAAAGGACGCAAGCCGAUGGGUGUCUUUGUCGUUCUUCCGCAUGCGCAUUCUGCAGUCCGAGAUCCAAUCGAUCCUCUACCAGAACGCAGAGCUGCCUCGCCGCUUCAGUAGCUACGGACACUGGAAGAACGACGUCCUGCAGAGGCUGCACGCAUGGAGACUCUAUGCGCCUUCUUCCAAGGCUGAGCUCGAGGCGAACGGUUGCGGCUACAAUCCCAUCUUCCUCGAGCUCAACUACCAGCAGACGCUGCUGAUGGUGUAUGGGCUUAGUCCACGAUUCCCAAACGCGUCUCGCAAGGAUCUUGCAAGCGUCGAAGAGUGCAGCCGCAGCAUCAUCAACAUGUAUGCGACRYUGUCCAAGGAAGGUCAAAYGAACUACACCUGGAUGACSGGYCACAACGUAUUCAUCGCCUGCACGAGCUAUCUGUACGCGAUUUGGCAGAUUAGCGCCACCGAUCCGGCCUCGUUCCGGUCCAGUGUCACGCUUGGCUUUCGCAACAAGGUGGACGAGAUCCACCACUUCGCCGCUGCUUGCGACAAGGUCCUCUCUUCGCUCCAGUGGGCGACGGCCGAAAAGUGCCGCAAAUGCUUGCGUACAAUGUUCUAUGCCACCUCGGUGGUAGUGGAGAAGAUCGACCGCGCGGCGCCAGCUGCAAUUGAUGGCGGGUCGCGUAUGAAGAAUCCGCACGACCGACCUGCUGACCGUAGCACUCAGCGGAGCAAGUCUGGCGCAAACACGAUCAAGAAGCCUCAUCCUCCAUCUCCAGGGCGAGAAAGCAACUCGCUGCAUGCUUCCGCUUCCCCGCAACGUCAUGCUCAAGGCACCUCGCCGGCCCCUUGGUCUUUGUAUGCGCAGGACCGGGACUGGCGCCAGCCGACCCUGGACAGAACGAGUGACUCUGGACCGGCCCAGCCUCCGGCAGAGGCAUCGGCGCACGCGCCACGCUGGAAUCAGCGCCCAGGCGCGGCACGCUCUCCGCCGCAACAGUCCACUGCUUCUUGGCCGGCAGCCGAGCUUGGACACGACCGCUCGGCGACAUUGCAUGAUCCGUAUGCCAGCAGCAGUGGCGCCACGCCAAGCCGCGGGCUCGACACGGGUGGUGGCAUUACCGACGCGUCGAGUACGAGCCAUGCAUGGUACGAGGCGGGGCCCGGAACGAGCCCUAGAGUCAUGUUUCCGGACAGCCCGUCCAACUUUGACAUCUCGUCGCUUAUGGCGACGUCCGCGAUGGAGCUCGACGCGCUGUUCCGGGAAGCAGGUCUGUCUGCUGGCCCCUCGGGUGACCAACGCGGAUGGGAGACCAGCACGCCGGCGAUGCAGCACAGCGCCUUGGGUCCAGCACCGACGCUGCACGGAGCCGCCGGGGGACGGGAGCCAAGUGCGCAGCACUACGUGCAGGGUGAAGCGCUCAGCUUCUACGACUCGGUCGGUGGCAGCAUUGAAGGCACGGAUGCAAGCAAAUGGGGCUUCUCAGCGGGCGCGGGACCAGGUAUCAACGUCGAGCAUCGUAUGGCAGAAGGCAUGGGCCAAGGCGAAGCAUUCGAUUCGGAUUGGGAGGCUCUGGGGUUCGGAUACCGCAUAGCGGCCCCUACCGCGUACAACACAUUUGCAGAAACGGUGACAGAUGCGCAGCAGCGCGGUUUCACCAGCAUGCGGGGCGAAGUGCAGUCCACUGGCGCUGCUAAUGCUGCGUCCGCUGGCAAUCCUGCAACCGGCAACAUGGCCGCGACCGAGUUCGAUCACCGUUUCCUCGAUUCGCACAUGGGCUUCUGA
This is a messenger RNA of Moesziomyces antarcticus, 3732 nucleotides long. RefSeq names its product DEHA2G20812p. Gene Ontology annotation, molecular function: DNA-binding transcription factor activity, RNA polymerase II-specific; sequence-specific DNA binding; zinc ion binding. NCBI's taxonomy places the organism in Eukaryota, Fungi, Basidiomycota, Ustilaginomycetes, Ustilaginales, Ustilaginaceae. Gene Ontology annotation, biological process: positive regulation of transcription by RNA polymerase II; DNA-templated transcription. The record is from RefSeq and is a predicted model, not a curated record. Bases 1 to 3732 code for a protein of 1243 amino acids. The transcript has a single exon.